This is a messenger RNA of Belonocnema kinseyi, 2814 nucleotides long. Its product is annotated as GATA zinc finger domain-containing protein 14-like. The transcript is spliced from 4 exons. NCBI's taxonomy places the organism in Eukaryota, Metazoa, Arthropoda, Insecta, Hymenoptera, Cynipidae. The record is from RefSeq and is a predicted model, not a curated record. The coding region runs from base 84 to 2723 and encodes 879 amino acids.
AAGUAACUGUUGCUCCUGUCACGAGAUUGUUUUUGGCAGUUGUGUUUGGAUUAUUUAUAUUAAUUUCUAACUAAUAAAAGACCAUGUCCGAUCAAGAGAAUUCCUUUAGCCUCGAAAACCUACAAGAAAAAAGAUCUGCAACCGAAAACAGAAUUCCCCGAUCUCCAGCAGUCGACACCUACGAAUCAUACGCAUCCUGGAGAAAAAAAAAAUUCCCACCAAAGCCCUUGGAUUACAAAGCCGAAGACUACACAUUAUCCAAACAUCAGAACAGCAAUGACAAUUAUCCAAACAACAAUCCACCGAAUCCAAACUUCCAAAAGUCAUCAUAUUUUCCAACCGAGACUCAAAAUCCCCCUUCAGAAAAUUACUCAAAUCACAGUCCUCCUGAUUCAAUGCUACCCCGAUCUACCUAUUUUUCUCCAGAUUCCGAAAACUUACAUUCCCGACCGAAAAUCGACACAAGAAGGUCUCUUCCUGCCAGUGAAGGCAGUUGUCAAACAUACAAUCCAAAUGCUUAUCAAGCAAAAGAAUCUGAAGAUCAUCAAAGUAGUCCCCACGGAAUGAAAACCUCUUCGCCAAUGAAUAAAAUUUCGAGAGAGGCUCAGCAUUAUCUGAAAAUGUAUUCCUCAAGAUCUGAAAAUCCUCAUUUGAAUUCCAAUCCGAGAAAUUCCAAUCCGAGAAAUUCCAGUCCCCGAUUUUCGAGAAGACCUUCUAAUUCCAACAGUCCUAAUCCACAAAAUUCGAAUCGUGGAAGCACUGGAGAUUUAAGAAGCAAUCAGAGAGAUUUUAUUCCAGAGGCUAAUUCAAGAAGAGCUCCAGUUAAUUACGAUCCUCGAUCAAACCCAAAUACUGGAGCCUUGCAGCCUCUGAGACAUAAAUCAGAUCACAGACAUUCUUUUCCAAGUUGUUGUCCAGUGGAGCACAGAGAACCAGAAAAUGGAGAAAUGAUCAAGGGUCUCUUGAAACUAAUUGACAAUCAGAGCGAGCAAAUCAAGAGUUUACAAGCGCAGCUCAAUCAUCUUCUGCAUAUUCACGAGGAAACGCUCAAAGAAAAGGCAAAGUGCAUCUGCUCCCUUGAAAUUCCUCGUCAGAAUCCACAGAUUUGUAUGCAAGCCUACAACGCAGCUUUGCAGCAAACUUCCACAAUGGGAGUCGAAAAUUACAAUCAAAAUUCGAGAAUUCAGGACUCGAAUCAACUUGCUAACGAAGCCUCGAAUCGUCGGAAUGUUCAGUUUGAGGAUCACGCGAAAAAAACCUUGCUCGAGAGGAAAGUCUCGAUUGGUGUGAUGACCAGUUUUGAAUUCACGGUUCAGAAUAGUCCCUUCAAUGUGGAGAAUGAAGAGCAGCCAAUCGUUGAUGAUCAGGAGGACGAAAUUGGCAAAGAGGGUGACAAAAAUCUCUCGAAUCUUGAACUCUUGAGGAGGAAGCAAAAUAUUUUUUCGAUGAUGCCAAGUCCUUUGGAGAAUAUAAUCGAGGAUUCUGAGAGUCAUCUUUCUUCUAGUCAACAGCCCAGCAGUAAUGGGCUCUCUUCCUGCAAAAGGAGCCAUUCGGGAAAUAAUUCUAAUGCAAAUAAUGCAAAUCAUUUUAAUGCAUCAACUCAAAAUAGUCCAGGUAUUCAAAAAAAUAUUCAGAAUAGAAGAGAAAAUGGACAGAGUGUAGAAACUAGAAAUCAGAGAGAUGUUGCUUGGGAUUCUAAGCAAAAUUCUUCCCCGGCUACGAGAAACGAGCCAGUGAAACAAAAAACGGUUCCAAAUUCGAGAAGAAGUGGAACACCUCACAGAUUUGAGAAUCCAGGAACUGUAAAUCGUUCUCCGGAUUUUUGCGGGCGAGCGGAAAUGAGAAGAGAGAGGCAGAAUGAGAGAAUUGAUGGGAGAGAGAGUAAGAGGAAUGAGGAUAAUUUUCAAGAUGAUAGUCUGAAUUUGAGUGGAGGUCAGCUUGAAGUUAGGGAGAGAGUUCCUCCGAGUCCUGAGCCGAGUAUUCAUGUUGAUAUGCAAGAAUAUUCCAGUGAGGAAGGCAGUGUUCAGACGAAAAGAACCCCGAAAGUUGGAUGGACUUUUUAUAAUAACGUUCUGGGACAGGUUAAUCAUAUUUUGCAAAAUUCACCGACGGAGAAGGAUGAUGAGAGGAGUGCAAAAGGUCCUGAGAGGAAGGAAUUGGAUAAUAAUGUUCUGAUGGAUACGGUGAAAGCUGCGACUAUGGACCAACUUAAAAAAUUGGGCAUCAGUUUUGUUGACAACAACGAAGCAAAGGAGGCGAACGCUAACAAAAAAGUGACUUUUGAUCCCUCAUAUUAUGGCCGAUUUAAUCCAGAAAUGAAUAUGAUGCAAGGAACGAGUUACACGAAUGAAACAAAUACAAGUAUGCACAUGAAAGCCUUAGCUAUGAAAUAUUUGAAUGAAGAACAAGUUUGUGAUGCGAUGCAACAAAAGCAAAGGCGAGGAGCUUUAAAAAAUCUCAUGGUUAGUAAUGUCCAAGGGACAACCAACAUGUCCUUUGCCACGAUGAGAUAUUUACAAAGAUACCAGUUGCUUCCGGAAAGCAUGAAUGGUUACAUGGAAGAUGAAGGAAAAGAAAACUUCCAGAUGCCACAUAUUUCCGAAAACCAGGUACCAGUUAUGCAAAAACCGAGUCGACCAGCUCAUCCCCAAACGACAAAAACAAGCUGCCCCAGUAAAAUUUUGGAUAUCUCGACAUUGAAGCAACAGCCGAAACUUUUAUGAUAAAAGUCCCAUUAUCUAGUUUUUAAUUACGAUUUUUAGAAAGCAAGUAAAUUUAUUAAUUUUUGUAUAAUAGCUCUAAUCGCAGAAUAAG